CACGGUUCACGACCGACAAAUAUUUGAGCACUGAAAGUCUUUGGCCGUGGGAGAGGCGGGAAAUGGGUGCGUUGUACGGUUGUACGUAUAAUCUUAACCUUAUACGUAACGUUGUAGUAAGCCUUAAACAUAAUGCAGAAGUCUUCUAGAAUAAAACGUGAACUCGAGAACAUAAUAAGAAAUCCUCCGCCUGGAAUUUCUUGUGUUCAGAAAGGAGAUUCUCUUGAUGUUCUUGAUGCUAGUAUUAUUGGGAUGAAGGAUACACCAUAUGAAUCUGGUGUUUUUAAAAUUGAGAUACAAAUUCCAGAGAAAUACCCAUUUGAACCUCCAUGCAUGCGUUUCAUAACCCCAGUGUACCAUCCAAAUGUAGAUGUAGCUGGACGGAUAUGCCUUGAUUUGCUACGUCUCCCCCCAAAAGGAACGUGGCGUCCAGUGAUAACACUUAGCGGCUUGCUGACUUCUGUACAAAUGUUGCUAGCACAACCAAAUCCUGAUGAUCCCCUUAUGACAGAUAUUGCCGACGAGUACCGUUUCAACAAGCCCGAGUAUGUCAGGAAGGCUAAAGAAUGGACAAGGAAACAUGCAUUUCAAAACAUGUCAAAGGAAAAUGAAUAGAUAACAAUUUGAAAAUAAUUCAGUACACAAAUAGUCUAAGCAAGGCUGUGAUUUUGUGAUUUGUUACUUUGGUAUUAGGUCAUUUUGACGGAAACAAAUGCAGAGCUAAUCCUGAUUACUUAUGAUACAAUCAGAAGAUGGCAGUAAAUGACAGUGUGUCAAUUAGUGUUACAUUGUCAUCAUGCAGUAUCAUAGUGUUCUUUGUCUGGAAAAGGAAAACUCUGUACUGUUAUCACUGUGCUUAUUUUAUCAGGCUGUCUUUCCAGAACUUUCCAAGUUCAUAGUAUGCAUAUUUGUAAAAUCAUGAUUUCAAAAUAACCCUCAAGGACUAUGAGGUAUACAUACAUACAUACAUACAUAUACUUCACAUCUCACAAGUCCAGAAUACAAUGGACAUGAAACUGGUCACAAGCAUAACACAAACAAAGCAGAAUGACAAUACAAAGCUAAAAGAACACUGUAAUUAUUUACUGUAUGCUCAAAAAAUUCAUCAACUGCAUAAAAUGAGUUAUUCAUGAGAUAUGAAAAAUAAAUUAUUUUUAAAACUU
This is a messenger RNA of Cryptotermes secundus, 1163 nucleotides long. RefSeq names its product ubiquitin-conjugating enzyme E2 T-like. The record is from RefSeq and is a predicted model, not a curated record. Bases 133 to 615 code for a protein of 160 amino acids. NCBI's taxonomy places the organism in Eukaryota, Metazoa, Arthropoda, Insecta, Blattodea, Kalotermitidae. The transcript has 4 exons.